ACGUGUGUCGACACUGAUUGAAUGAAACAUGUAAAGAUUCCUAUCCAAAAUCGGGUCUAUUAGAAGCAUCAUCAUUUAUGAUUCAUGAGUGUGUGAAUCUUUCAUCGCUCAAAAGUCUCAAUAUAAUCAAAAAUAAAAUUGUCUUAAGUUUAAGUUUCGAAAAUGGAGUCUAAUUAUCAAAACCAAUCGGGAGCGCAGCAGAGUCACCAACAGCUUGACCAAUACGGAAAUCCAGUCCCAGUCGGAACCGGAGUCUAUGCAGCUCCGGUCAUGGCUGGUGGCCUGCUUCAUCGUUCUGGAAGUAGCUCUAGCUCUAGCUCUAGCUCGGAGGACGAGGGACUAGGUGGAAGGAGGAAGAAAAAGGGAAUAACGGAGAAGAUAAAGGAGAAGCUGCCAUGUGGUCAUCAUGGGUCCCACCAGACUUCUUCAGCGAUUGGCAACACCACGGCUUAUGAUACUACUGGCACCGGCGCCGUUCACCACGAGAAGAAAGGCAUUGUGGAGAAGAUCAUGGACAAGCUUCCCGGUGGCCAUUAUUAGUUACAUUUUCAAUCAAAGUUGCUUCCAUGUUCUUUAGGUAGUUUCUAUUGUGUAAUAAUAUAAAAACCUGCCUUUGUAAGGUGCGUUACGCGUUU
This is a messenger RNA of Eutrema salsugineum, 635 nucleotides long. Its product is annotated as dehydrin Xero 1. Lineage: Eukaryota; Viridiplantae; Streptophyta; Magnoliopsida; Brassicales; Brassicaceae. The record is from RefSeq and is a predicted model, not a curated record. Bases 163 to 540 code for a protein of 125 amino acids. The transcript has 2 exons. Gene Ontology annotation, biological process: response to water.